This is a messenger RNA of Sitodiplosis mosellana (orange wheat blossom midge), 846 nucleotides long. RefSeq names its product zinc finger and SCAN domain-containing protein 5B-like. The record is from RefSeq and is a predicted model, not a curated record. The transcript has 2 exons. The coding region runs from base 1 to 846 and encodes 281 amino acids. Gene Ontology annotation, cellular component: nucleus. Lineage: Eukaryota; Metazoa; Arthropoda; Insecta; Diptera; Cecidomyiidae.
AUGGAUAAUAUUGACUGGGAUGGUGAGGCUCAGCCCAAAGGAGUGGUGCUGACCAAUGCAAUCGGUGAUGAUGGGGAGACGUUUGAUAUAAAAAAAGAACCAGUAGAGGUAAAACAGGAGCCCAUGAUCAAAAGGGAAGCAGAAGAUCAUGCCGAAGUACCUAUGGUAUCGAUGCCAAGACUAAGUUACAGUCAAUCAGCAGUUGAACUUGGCGUCGAUAGAGUAAACAACGAGCCAAGCAUCGAGGAUUUGUAUGCAACGCAUGUGAAACUGGAGCUCAAAAUUGAAGCUGAAUCCAACAGCAAGGUUAAAUCGAAGCCAAAAGAUAGCAAGCAUUCAGAUGGGAACGAAACAUCGAAGGGAAACACAGUGAAGAAAGGUAAUGCAGCGGCGCCAGUGUCAUCGAUUGGAAUGUCAAAGAUAAUGGGCAUUGAAUUGAAAGGCAGAGCCAAAGCGGUGAUCAGUGCUGCAAAUAGAAAGCAGUCUGCGGCAAAAAUGACCAACAAACUGCACAAAUGCCCAUCGUGUGAUUAUGUUGCACCAUGGCCAGCCAACUUGAAGAUGCAUAUGUUGACGCAUACUGGCGAGAGACCGUUCCCAUGCAACAUCUGUGAAAAACGGUUCACACUAAAACACCAUCUUCAAAGACAUUUGAAAACACACCCCGAUGAAUAUCCGUUCAGUUGUUCAGUUUGUCUCAAGAGGUUCAAACGGAAUGAUGAAAGAUCGGAGCAUGAAGCCACUUGCGAUGGACGACGCUACGAAUGUUACUUAUGCAAGAAGUUCUCUACACGAAAUAAGGGUCAAUUGAAGAUACAUAUGCGCGUACACACCGGCAAUUUGUAA